UCCUCAGCCGUGGUGGGGCAGUUAGAAUAAAAUAACAGAACAAGAUCUCUACAGCUCUGCUCUGCCAUUUGGUGAAAUGGGAGAGACUGUGCUUAAAUGGUCUUUGAUAUCACGAGUUGAUAAAAUCUGAGAUCACCCCAUUUCUCUAUUUUCCGGUUGCUGUAGGGCAGGACUGAAUUCAGUAUAGUCCACAACAAAGGUGCCUCUUGCCAAUGACACUGUCAGCCAGCACCAACCACAGCUCGUGAAAGGGACCUGAACAGGGUAAGUCAGCCUAGGGGAUUUCCAUGAGAACUGAACACAUUUUGCUCAGAGAACUCUGCCCUAAUUUCUCACUGCCUUUUCCUCCUUGCACGGUCCUCAUGCCCACAGGCAGCCAAUGUCCAACAGCAGCUCCAUCACCCAGUUCCUCCUCCUGCCGUUCACAGACACACGGGAGCUGCAGCUCUUGCACUUCUGGCUCUUCCUGGGCAUCUACCUGGCUGCCCUCCUGGGCAACGGCCUCAUCAUCACCACCAUAGCCUGGGACCAGCACCUCCACACCCCCAUGUACUUCUUCCUGCUCAACCUCUCUGUCAUUGACCUGGGCUCCAUCUCUACCACUGUCCCUAAAGCCAUGGGCAACUCCCUUUGGCAGACCAGGGCCAUCUCCUAUGCAGGAUGUGCUGUACAGCUCUUUCUCUUUGUGUUCUUCAUUUCAGCAGAGUUUUUUCUUCUCACAGUCAUGUCCUAUGACCACUACGCUGCCAUCUGCAAACCCCUGCACUACGGGACCCUCCUGGGCAGCAGAGCUUGUGUCCACAAGGCAGCAGCUGCCUGGGCCACUGGGUUCCUCUAUUCUCUGCUGCACACGGCCAAUACAUUUUCACUGCCCCUGUGCAAGGGCAAUGCCCUGGGCCAGUUCUUCUGUGAAAUCCCCCAGAUCCUUAAGCUCUCCUGCCCAGAUGCCUAUCUCAUGGAAUUUAAACUUCUUGUUUUCAGUACUUUUGUCAUUUUAGGAUGUUUUGUGUUCAUUGUGGUGUCCUAUGUGCAGAUCUUCAGGGCCGUGCUGAGGAUCCCCUCUGAGCAGGGACAGCACAAAGCCUUUUCCAUGUGCCUCCCUCACCUGGCCGUGGUCUCCCUGUUUAUCAGCACUGGCUUGUUUGCUUUCCUGAAAUCCCCUUCUAUCUCUUUGCCAUCCCUGGAUCUAGUGCUGGCAGUUCUGUACUCAUUGGUGCCUCCAACAUUGAACCCUCUCAUCUACAGCCUGAGAAACCAGGAGCUCCAGAAUGCAGUGUGGAAACUGAUGCCUGCAUGACUUCCAGAAGCUCUAGACUGUCCAUCUGUUUCAGUAUAUGACUCAUAAUGUAACUCAUUACAGGUCCAUUCUUUCUCAUUAGUUUGUUGUUGUUGUCGUUAGUUUUGUGUUUGUGUUGUCUUUUGUUCUGCCUCUUUUUUUUUAACUUUAAUAAUGUUAUCCACAGAGGAAUGUGGACAACCCAUUUCAACUUCAUUAUCUACUUCGCUAGUGUGACCCUGUGACUAUGUGAACAUGGGGCUCUAUUCUGUUUUUAGUUUAAAAAACAAAAAUGUACCUGCGAUGACUUGUCUUUCUGACUGAUACCCAGGCAUCUACAAAAGAACCAAAAGUCCUUCCUCACAAGUUCCCUACCAAGUGCAAGGGGAAAAGAGGGACCUAAAACCUUCCACGGCGAAAAUGCAAUGGGGCAGUCCUUGAGGUGCCCUCCUACCAGGAAUGGGGAAUGUUCCCAUCCCUUAGGAAAUCCUUCUCUCCCUUAUGACCUGCAUGGUGUUUUUGUUUGGGAAAUCCCUCAUUAUUGUGCAGGUGGUGGCAAAACAGCAUUUGCACAACCCGUGGAC
This is a messenger RNA of Columba livia (rock pigeon), 1860 nucleotides long. Its product is annotated as olfactory receptor 14I1-like. Gene Ontology annotation, cellular component: membrane. The coding region runs from base 380 to 1297 and encodes 305 amino acids. Lineage: Eukaryota; Metazoa; Chordata; Aves; Columbiformes; Columbidae. Gene Ontology annotation, molecular function: odorant binding; olfactory receptor activity; G protein-coupled receptor activity. The transcript has a single exon. The record is from RefSeq and is a predicted model, not a curated record. Gene Ontology annotation, biological process: G protein-coupled receptor signaling pathway.